CGGCGGCCGCAUUUUGAGGUUAUGUUUGUUUGUUUACGAUAAUUAUUACAUUAUUUUAUCAAGACAUAUUUAUGCAAGACUACUGAAUAUGGAUACGACAUGCAAAUACUGCAACUUACCAGAAAAUAAACAAGACAACCCCGGUUUGAUUUGCCAGACAUGUAUUUGUUUUGUACACUUGAGCUGCUUACGGAGGCCCGGCACCCCUGGAGACUUCGCUUGCGAUGUCUUCUUUCACUACACUUGCGAAGAGUGCUCGCCUAGUAAAAAGGAACUUUUCUAUCGAAAUAAGUUCCCAUGGGUCAAUGUAAUUCUACUCACUUUGCACCAUCUGAACACCCAAUCUUAUGGUAUUAGUAACAAUGGAUUCUUUCACUAUAAAACUCACAUUUGCUCAUUUAUUGAUAGAUCUUGGAACCAACUUUUUGGACAGCAAACGAAGCAAAAAAAGAAUUGGGUUGGCACAAUUGCAGGAGUGUUAUCUGUGUACAACAACUUAGUGUUCUGUUCGGGAUCGAUGGUGCUUGGAGAAACAGGCUGGUGGAAAUUAUUGCAUGGUUUUUCACCCGCUGUUGGUGCUCACAUUAUUCAAGAAUUGGCUAGGGAAAAACCCAAAGGGAGACCACGAAAUCAGCUGGCGCUGGACAAGGUCCAUUUCAUUGGAAAAGUUACAGAAAUGGGUUAUCUUCAUUUGAUCAAUAUGGAUGAGGAGGCUACCCACACAGCUCCGGCAGCUAAAAAGAGGCGUUUAGAACACAACUCUUUCAGCAGUACCAACUCCUUUAGCGACCAGUUCGACUUAGACAGCAGAAACCAGAUGAACGAGUUCACCUUCGAAAUGGUACCCCAAGCGGUGGAAGGCACCCAGUCCGACCCUGAAGGCGUUUUCCGAGGAUUCGAUUUCAUUUCCAACGCACCGCCAUUCCACAGCGAUUCUUCAAGCGCGAAUUCCGUCCACCAAAUCACUUACUACGACUCCGAUUCGCACAGCGUCUCCUCAAACCAUCAGCAAGAAACACAACAUGAAAUCCAAGCCGAGGUUAAACCGAAAAAAACCGUAGAAGAAAACCCUUUCGUGAAACGCGAAUCACUAUUUUCGGACGAGUUAAACUCCGUCGAUUUACCGUGGAUGGAGAAAAAGUCGAACGCGUGUGACAAAGAUUUGGUUGAAAUGACGCAAUACGAAGAGAUACAACUGUUGAAGCAAGUGGAAGGUCUCAUACCAAAAGUGAGGGAUCCCAACAAGAAAGCGUACUUGUGCAGACUGAAAGCGAAGCUUGCGUUGAGGCGGCUGAAGAGACAUAAACAUCUGCCGAUAUUUGAUCUGGACAAGGCUGUGAAAGUGCUAGGCGGCUUCAUGACAGGCGAUCCGAAGGAGAAGUUGAACGCUGAAAGAGUUCUGGACAGAUUUCAGAGAUCGUACUUGGCUGACAACUUAUGCGGUACAAUAGCGAGUUCCAACUACGGUACGGUGUUGUUGCCGCGCAUCGAACCCGAGCCGUUCCGCUCCCCUUACUCGGGGACGCUGCUCAAACCUUACAUACGUAUGGAUACGGAAUCUAUGCCGCUUUGGCUACGGCUCCGGGAUGAAUUGUUAAGGAAGACACAUAAGUACAUAGCCGGGUACAAUCCGCCAGGGCGCGGCGCCUUGCAGUACUGCUACGUGAGACCGCAACACAUGCCGGCCAUCAACAAUCUCUGCGCUCAGUACUUUUGGCCCGGUAUUGACUUGACGGAAGCGUUACAGUACCCGGAAUUCAGCUGUGUGGUGACGUACAGGCGGUUGAUAGUGGGCUGCGCAUUCUUGGUGCCCGACGCGGGGUCCAAUGAGGCUUACAUCUCGUUCGUGCUCACGCGGCCCGAGUGGCGGCGGGCUGGCAUCGCCACUUUUAUGCUAUACCAUUUAUUACAGACAUGUUCAGGGAAAGAUGUUACGCUUCAUGUAUCACCAACAAACCCAGCCAUAUUUUUGUAUCAGAAAUUUGGAUUCAAGGUUGAAGAGCUUAUUCAAGAUUUCUACGAGAAAUACUACGAUAUCGACUACAAAGGAUGUCGCCACGCACUGCUACUGCGACUAAUAAGAUGAUUAAAUAUAAAUAUAACUGGCAUUCUAUCUUUUAUUGAAAAAUUUAUCAUACUAAUUAAAGAUAUCAGGGAAAGGAAAUCACGCAAUGCACAAGACAAAACGAAAUGCAAAAAAUUACUCCUGUCCUGCCCCUUUCGCCCGCAUUCCUCUC
Messenger RNA from Chilo suppressalis (striped riceborer), 2237 nucleotides. Lineage: Eukaryota; Metazoa; Arthropoda; Insecta; Lepidoptera; Crambidae. The record is from the annotation of a GenBank genome assembly.